Molecule: messenger RNA, 3611 nt
Organism: Castor canadensis (American beaver)
Lineage: Eukaryota; Metazoa; Chordata; Mammalia; Rodentia; Castoridae
Source: RefSeq, a predicted model, not a curated record
CUGUGAUUUCUGACUGGUUCUGUCCUGGUGACUGUAUCCAGGUUAUGACGACUAAUCCCAAGCCAAACAAGGCAUUGAAGGUCAAGAAGGAGGCGGGCGAGAACGCCCCGGCGCUCAGCGACGAUGAGCUGGUGUCCAUGUCGGUGCGGGAGCUGAACCAGCACCUGCGGGGGCUCACCAAGGAGGAGGUGACCCGGCUGAAACAGCGGCGGCGCACACUCAAGAACCGCGGCUACGCAGCCAGCUGCCGCAUCAAGCGGGUGACCCAGAAGGAGGAGCUGGAGCGGCAGCGCGUGGAGCUGCAGCAGGAGGUGGAGAAGCUGGCCUCGGAGAACGCCAGCAUGCGGCUGGAGCUGGACGCCCUGCGCACCAAGUACGAGGCUCUGCAGACCUUCGCGCGCACCGUGGCCCGCGGGCCCGUCUCGCCCACCAAGGUGGCCACCACCAGCGUCAUCACCAUCGUCAAGUCUGCCGAGAUCUCCUCCCCCUCUGUGCCCUUCUCGGCUGCGUCCUAGUGCCUGCCGGGCCGGGCCGGGCCGGGUGCCUGUCCUGGUGUCCCUGGCACAGACUCCACAUCCAUCCACUGCGGACCCUGGGGGCCACGGCGGGGGCGGCCAGGACAGGCGACAGGUGCUGGAUGACGAGUAGGCUCUUGUGAGCCGCACACCCCCCACGUGCACACACGCACACCCCGGCCCUUCCCUCCCUCCCCACCCAUGCCUGUUUCCAGGAGGUGCUGGGAUCCGGGGCUCUGCCCUCCCCGGUGAGUGAGGCCUGCCUGCUGGGAGGAACGUCCCCAGAGUGGGGACUCAUCUUCCCCUCCCGGGAGCAGCCUGCCACCCCAUCCUGCCCUGAGCAGGCUGCCGCCCUGGCCAAGCUCUGGCUGCCUUCGGGGGGCAGGGAGGCCUGUCACAGCUCUGGGCUUCCACCCGCGCCCGUCCAAGUCACUGUGGUCUUUGGCCCUUAGCGCCAGGUCUGUGCUCUGGAAGCAGUUUACAGGCUGGGCCACCUGCGGGGGGCUGGUGUGUGUGUCCCACUGUGUGCACAAGCCUGCGCCCACAGGCCAGCACCAGGCCCUGGUGGGGCAGCCUGCCGGGUGGCGAUUUCUGGAGAGCCAGUCCAGUACGUGUGCAGAGAGAGUUCCGUGUAUGUUGAGAAGUUCACCCUGGGCCUGUGACCUAGGGAGCCACCCAGUGAGCUGUAGGAGCCACCUGGUCACCUAGCCAGCUGGCUCUCACGCCGAUCCUCAGCCGUUCUGGGUCAGUGGAGACACACCAGCUGUGGGAGUGUGUGCGAGAAGGUGGAGGUCUUUUGGGGGCCAGAGGAGGAGAGGAGGUUGUAGGGACAUUGGAGGUAGCAGUUGAGGAUGUGUGGAGUGGGUCGGGGGCCGCGGUGGUGCCUGCUUUGGGGACAUGCAGCGAUGAGGUGGGUGAGGACGAGGUGGGAGCCCUGGGGGGUCCCGGGCCCCAGGACACGAAGGAGGCCUGAGCAAUGCCGCAUGCAGUCACGGCACAGACCAGGAGAGCUUCAGGCAUUGGCCCUCAUCACAGGUCAGCCGGGACCUCCCGACUGCAGGUCACCGUGGCUUUGGUGCUCACUUGUCACCUGGAGCCUCUGCCUGUGUCAGCUUCAUGGCGCUUGGAGCCCUCGUUGCCCCUAGGACCCUUCCCGGGCUUCCUCACCAGAGCACCGCCGCAGGCUCUGCUGUGACUGCCGAGCGGAUGUUGGCCCCGGGUCCCCCGACUGGGGCGAGCUGGUGGAAUGUGAGCCCCAUGUCCUGCCACCAGCUGGAAGCUACCACACACCGACAGGCAUUGUCACCCGGGUGAGAGCCAGCACAGGGCUUGGGUCCCUAGCUCCUGGGCUUCCCCAGGCAGGGCAUCGGUCACAUUGGGAGGAGGACAGGGGACAGGCAGCUCAAAGGGCUGUGACUUGCUUCUGUGUCUGCUAUUAGAAGCAGACAGAAGGGUUGCUGUACACUGGUCGUCCCUGUCCCCUGUCCCUGGGGUGCGUGGGGAGCCAGGCCAAGCUGCAGUCCGGCCGGUGCGGGCACACCAGAUCCUCACGGGCUCUUCCUGAACCAUCAGUAGCAGAUACAUAGCCAUGGUAGGUAAUCCAUAUUGGAUGUCAGUAAGGACCAUGGGAAUAUUUAAAGAGAGAGUAUAUAUAAAAUUAUAUCACAGUUUAUCAUACAGGUUUUUCUUAACAAUUUUUCUCGUCCGGUUUGAUACUGUAGCUCUCUGCGUGGAGAGGGGCUGGUGGGACGGGGGACAGGCAGGCGGCCUCCCCCUGGCUUCUGCAAGCUGGCCGCUCCCUGUGGGCACAGGCCCAGGGUGCCCACUGCCUCCCCUCGGUCCUCCCAAGGGUGGUGCUGGGCACCUGGGCCUGAAAGAGGCAGGUGGCCCCACCGGGGUGCGGCGGGCUGCAGUGGUGGCCGGUUCUGUCCAGUCUUGGGGUCUCAAGUGUCCCCAUUUUGUGGGACGUGGCAGGCAGGUGAUCAUUGUCUGCGGGUUGCUGCCCGCUCUGGGCCUCUGGUGCUUUGCUGGGGUGGACGGAGCAGGGUCAGGGAAGGACAUGGCACUGUCUGCUUUUCCUUUCAGAUCACUGAAACUCACUAUCACAAUUUAAUAUAUGGAUUUUUUAAUUUAAGAGAAAGGACGAGGGCCUCUUUGUCACAUGGGUUUGUCUUCUGUCUUGCACCUCCACUUAAAAGAAGGCGAGCUUUCCCUCCCCCGGUGACAGGGCCACUCGCUCCGCACGGCCGCCUCCCCGGCCUCCGGCUCGCCAGUUGCAUUUCAACAUUUAUUUUCGUGCUGCUUUCUCCCGUGACAUAAGUUAUUGAGAAGAGGUCAGACGCCGUGGGCCCUCGUCUCUGCCCCGCCCCGCCCCACGCCACCACCUAAUUUAUUGCUGUACAGGUCGCCUCUGUGACUGCUUUUCUACCUUCGCAAUAAACAGUUUGCUGUCCACUCGCUUCUGUGCGGGGCUGGAAUCCUGCGUCCUGAGCACCGGGCAGGCCCCGGCCCCCCUCCCACAGCCUUGCUUCCCACUCCCAGUGUCCCCACCACCCAGGUCAGCCAUAAUCCUGGCCCCCUGGGGCUUGGGGACAGCACAGGGUGGCACCAUCUGCCUGCACACCUGGCUCGGGUGGACUCCUGAACCUGCAGCCCACCCUGACCACAGGCCUCGGACAGUCGGUGCGGCCUCUGCUCUACACCUGGGAGCUUUAGUGACCUGAGCCGUCUCCUCCCCACCAGGCCCCUCACCCAGCUCUGGACACUGAGGGACAGGGUCUAUGUGGAGCAGUGGCCUGAAGCUGAGGGCCUGACUACAUCCGGGGCCUGCCGGGCACCUGACUGGAUGCCAUCUUUUGGGCCUGGUGUUCUGUGGUGAACAGGCCAUACCUGCCGUCCUCAGGGGCAGACGGGGCAGCUUUUGUCCGUGGCCUUGGGAGGGCCGAGCUCACAGAGUGGCCUCUUGGGGUUGCAAACCUGCUGGCCCUCCCCCUGUCCCUCCUUCCAGCCUGUUCUCUCUGGGGAAGAUGCACAGGACAGUCCCUGGCACAGUGGAGUCAAGUCUGCCGGGGCCACAGCGAGCUUGGGACACCAGAA